Drosophila hydei is the source of this 1239-nucleotide messenger RNA. It is a transcript of the gene Gr58c, whose product is annotated as putative gustatory receptor 58c. Gene Ontology annotation, cellular component: membrane. Bases 1 to 1239 code for a protein of 412 amino acids. Gene Ontology annotation, biological process: sensory perception of taste. NCBI's taxonomy places the organism in Eukaryota, Metazoa, Arthropoda, Insecta, Diptera, Drosophilidae. The record is from RefSeq and is a predicted model, not a curated record. The transcript has 2 exons.
AUGGAACUGCUGGCAAUUGUCGUUCGCUUAAGCCGAGCGAUUGGUUUGUGCAAUCUGCGCUAUGUGGCCGAACGGAAGCGUUUCGAAUUCGAUCAUGGACUGAUGCUGGCUUAUUGGCUGCUGUUGAAUCUACUUUAUCUGGUGCUGACGCCCAUGUGCUUUCUCGGCAUGGUGUAUAGUUAUUUCAGCUGCCAGGGCAUGGACAUGUUGUCCAUGGCCUUCAGUUGCGUGGCUCUGGUUAAGUCGUGUUCGCUGUUCGUGAUAUUGGGCAGCAUUUGGUUUCGACGGCAUCGCAUCAAACAUGUCUGCAACGGUUAUCUACGGCUGCUCGACCGAUUUGCCCAAUAUAACUGGAACUACAGCUUUUGGCGCCGACACUUCUGGAAGCUGCUGCUCAGUAACACGCGCUUCGUGGUGCUGUUCAGUCAGUUGUUUGGCCCCGGCAGCGCGCUGAUGUGCGGCGUGGAUGUUGAAGUCGUUACGGAAGUGCCGCCCAUCUACAUCGGGCUCUCAGUGGUUGUAGUUCUGUUAGAAGUGCUGGUCAGCUGCACAGACAGCUUGACUUACUUUGUGCUGGGCACCAGCAAUCGCCUGCUUGAGUGCAUGUCACAGGAGGCAUUGGAGCUGAGACAAGAUCUGCGCUGGCUGCCCCCGUCUCGUGGCCGCCAUCGCGCUGUCUAUCAACGUCAGCUGCUGGCUGCCUGGCGUCGGCUCUGGUACAGCUGUUUGCACCUGAGCAACCUGCUCGUUGAGCUGCUGAAAAUCUUUCAGGCCCAAAUGCUGCUCAAUGUCUUCACCAACUAUCUAACUGAGAUCUCAAUUUUCUUCAAUUUGGUUGUUCUAAUUGCCGAUGCAGAGUUCAUCAGUCUAUGGCGCUGUUAUUUCAACUUCAUCAUCUGUAUGAUGUUUCACUUAGACAUCCUGAUGCAUUUCUCAAUAUUUGGUGCAAAUAUAACACGGUGGAAGCAUCUGUCAGCCCGAGUGCAGCAGCUGUGGCUAGCCCUGAAAACUGUUCAUAUGGACUCGAGAGAGGAUACCCACUGUGUGGCUCUGCUGCAUCAGCUAGAAUUUGCUGUGCUUCAUCUGAAUCGCAAACUGCAGCCGCGGACCAAACGAGUGCGAAAUCUGCAAAUUGUGGGCCUGUUCGACAUGAACAGAGCUUCGUGGAACUCGAUGAACGCUUCUAUAUGGAUAAAUGUGCUCAUUCUGUGGCAGUUGGCAUACAAGAAAUAUUAUUAA